AUGGCCAGUCUGCAAAUUUUACUUGACAGACAGCAAGGACUUCCAAACGAAGUCCUUCAGAGAGUGCUCCUGCAUCCAAAAGGUAUAAUGCUCUGGUCCCGAAAAACACUUACAGUGUUUUACCAACGGUGCAAAGAUGACAUAGUAUAUUUUGAUGCAACAGGAAGCAUUAUCUCAAAAGAUAAUGCUUCUGCUACUCCGUACUAUGUGUAUGAAAUUAUAGUUCGAAAUCCCUUCAAGGGAUCCUCACCUCUUCCAACAGCAACUUUUGUUACAUGUGACCAUACCACGGCUUCUGUAACAUAUUUUGUACAAGCAUUUCAAACAGAGCUUACACGAAUGUAUGGAAGCAGGGCAAACAAAAGGCCAGUAAUGAUCAUAUGUGAUGGCUCACUGGUGCUUCUCCAGUCCAUUGCGAUAACAUUCUGCAGAGCAAGUUUGGAAGACCUCUUGGAGAGAUACUUCCAGGUUAUCACAGGACAGUUGGACACGGAUAACUUCAACAUACCCAUUCUCCACCGGUGUUUGAGUCACAUCAUGAAGAACGCAAAGGAUCUUUGCAAAAAGAGACUUGAGAAACACUACAAAUUUGGCAUGCACGUUUUUGGAUUACUGGCCUGUUCUUCCAACCUGAAAGAUUUCGAUGGCAUUAUUGUAAGUGCAACAGUAGUUUUCAAAAGUCCAUGCAGUGGACCAGAAGUGCAAAAACACCUGCAGAACCUCAAACUGCUGAUCAAUCCGACGGGAAAUGGUGAUGAUGAAGAAAAAGACAUCAUUCCAGAGGACUACAAGUGUGACACCAAUAACAUUGUUUUGUAG
Nothobranchius furzeri (turquoise killifish) is the source of this 819-nucleotide messenger RNA. NCBI's taxonomy places the organism in Eukaryota, Metazoa, Chordata, Actinopteri, Cyprinodontiformes, Nothobranchiidae. The record is from RefSeq and is a predicted model, not a curated record.